Molecule: messenger RNA, 2341 nt
Organism: Hypoxylon fragiforme
Lineage: Eukaryota; Fungi; Ascomycota; Sordariomycetes; Xylariales; Hypoxylaceae
Product: WD40 repeat-like protein
Exons: 2
Coding region: 1-2082 (693 amino acids)
Biological process (GO): transport along microtubule
Cellular component (GO): cytoplasmic dynein complex
Molecular function (GO): dynein heavy chain binding; dynein light chain binding
Source: RefSeq, a predicted model, not a curated record
AUGCAACAACGACGAGAUGAGAUUCUAGCGAAGAAGGCAAAGCUUGCCGAGCUCAAGCGACAACGAGAAUUAAGGGCGAACCAGGCUGCCACUGCUGCUAGACCCAGCAUCGGCGGAUCCAGUGAUCUCAUCUCCCCCACCCCAGGCCGCGACAAUCGCAAGGUCAUCGAGUCCCUAAUUAAUAGUCUAGUAGGUGACAGUAGGCCUGCCUCUUCCACAACAGGUGCUGCCUCUCCCGGCUUUCGAGGCAGUCGACCCAACAGCGUCCUCAGUACCGAUGAACUGAGCGGUGAGCACUCCGAGUAUGCCUCCCAGGCAAACGCCCAGCUUGCCUCUUCCCAUCCACAGGUUUUGACCACUGUGCCUCUUCAAACUAUAUUUGAGUGUCCGCCAUCUCCGGUCAAAGAAGUAGUAUCCUACAGUAAAAGUGUUCAAACCAACGAUGAUUGGACGCCUCCGACCUCCCGACCUCGAGCUUUCUCGGAUCUUGAUGAUGAAGAUCUUCCUGCCACAACGUCCACUCCUAGUAAGCGACUGAGCAAGUGGAAACGUGACAGAGAAGAGGAAUUGCGCCAGAAUUUACGGCUAGAAAUUGAGGAGGAGUUGAAGGCAGCCCGUGAGCUGAUUACCGACGGACCAUUGCAGUCUAGUUCUGUCGCCACAUCCAACUUCCCUGCAAGGGCAUUGAAUAACGAGGAGCUGGCCGCUGUCGUGGCGUCAGAUGACUUCGUGGAAUUCGUCGAGCGCUCCACCAAAGUUAUUGAACGAGCCCUCGAUAUCAGUAACGAAUAUGAUAUCUUGACGGACUAUUCACUCCAGGCUCAUGACAUCGAAGAUGAGGAUGAGCAGGCGGGCAACACUGGUGGUAAAGGUCGCCGGCGAGUCAAGGAAAUCGUUCAGUUCUACGAUGAUCGAUGGUCUAAAAAGCGCAUGAUCAGCAGCAUCGACUUCUCGCCAAAAUUUCCCGAGCUUCUUCUCGCUUCUUACACCAAAAACCCAUCUGCCCCUCAUGACCCUGAUGGCAUUGUGCAAGUGUGGAACCAACACCUUCACGAUCGAUCCGAGUUUCUCUUUCAUGCCCAGUCUGAUAUUCUCACGGCCAAAUUCUCCCCUUUUCACCCUAAUCUAAUUAUAGGCGGCACUUAUUCCGGCCAGGUCCUUCUUUGGGAUACACGCGCCAAAUCCGCUCCUGUACAAAAAACGCCCUUGACAGGCUCUGGCCAUUCGCAUCCCGUUUAUUCCGUCGACAUCGUCGGUACUCAAAAUGCAAAUAAUAUCAUAUCAGUUUCUACUGAUGGCGCCUUCUGUGUGUGGAGCGUCGACAUGCUUUCUCAGCCGCAAGAAUCUCUCACUCUUACCACCCCCCCUCCCAACAAGUUUGAAGACCUCGCGCCCACCACCAUGGCGUUUCCCCAGGCAGACCCAACGUAUUUCCUUGUCGGGUCAGAAGAAGGGCCGAUCUACCCGUGCCAUCGGUACGACCGUGCUGGCGCCAAAGCCGGCGUUGACUCCCGCGUGUCCUACAAGGGACACGCUGCCCCCGUCAUGAGUGUCAACUUCCACCCGGCGCGCGGCUUCGUAGAUCUAGGCGACCUAGUGCUCUCUUCGUCUCUUGACUGGUCCGUCAAGUUGUGGAAAGUGCGCGCCCCGGCCGCCACGAGCACUAUUGUCGAGAGCGCAGGCACUGCUGUUCCGCCCCUCCUCGAGUUUGUGCGUGAGGAUGUUGUAUAUGAUGCCGCGUGGUCCCCCGUACGCCCUGGUGUUUUUGCUCUCGUUGACGGGGCUGGAUCUCUCGAACUCUGGGACAUUACCGUCGAGACUGAGAUCCCCGUAGCCAAAAUCAGUCCCACUCCACGUAAGGAUGGCCGCCAGUUGCUCUGCAAGAGCCUGAACAAGGUCGCAUGGGAGGGUAGUGAGGGUAAGCGACUAGCUACGGGGGGUAUCGAUGCUGUAGUGAGUGUGUUUGAGGUUGGGCCCGACCUGGGUGGCAAGGAGGCGGCUAGAAGUGAGGAGUGGACAAACGUCAAGAAGCUCGUCGCAAGGCUUGAGGCCGUAAGCGGAGGUGUCGUCGGCUUUGCGUAAGAGGUCUGGGGUGUAUUACGUGGUUCUAAAGUUUGGAGAGGAGUUACUGAGAGUUGCUUGCUUCUGGUUGUGAGCUUCAAUGUGUUAAGGAGUGGCUACACUGUAUGCGUCUACGUAUUAUACCCUGCCUGACAAUGGCAUUUGUCAAACGAUGGAAUCACAUAGUCCACGUGGUGUUGGCUCCCAACUGAAACUAGGAUAUCUCGGUACCUUCUGACUACCUAGCAGUUAAACGUUCAGAUCGUGCUACUAUAACUAU